CUAUCGUACAUCAUGUGACUAAGUUCCCGGUAUAAGGAAGUAAAUUUAGUGUUCAUUCACAAAAUAUCACCCUUCAUAUUUUAUUUAAAUUUAAAAAGAAGGUUAAAGUCUUGAUCAGAAGAUUUAGUUUUCAGGAUUUGGAUUAUUUGAUAGAUUUUACUUUAAUUUGAAGUAAGAUGUCUGACUGGCAGAGCAGUUUAUUUGGUUGUUUCGACGAUUUUGGAUUAUGUAUCAUAACAUAUUUUGUGCCAUGUUACACAUUCGGAAAAAAUGCCGAGGCGAUGGGAGACAGUUGUUUAUGUUGUGGAUUGACUUACAUGUUUCCUAUCGUACACUUGGUGGCUGCUGUUUCAAUACGAGGUCGGGUACGACAAGAGAAAGGCAUUGUGGGAGGCACGUGUGGGGACUUUUUAACCGUCUUGUUUUGUCCAUUCUGUGCACUCGUUCAAGAGGCUAUAGAAGUUAGAGGAGAUCGACUGUUAAGUAUGGCGAGGGAAUAGUCUUAAAACAAAGUUAUAAAUAUGUUUUGCGGUUCCUAGCCAUGUGGACCACACCGUAGUACGAACCAAUAUUUUUCUUCCAAAGGAGCCUUGUUUAUUUUAUAUGUGUCAUAAACACAGGAUAACUGUACAUGUUCAAAUCUUCCGUCGUGUGUGUCAGUGAAGAUAAAAUUUAAAGAUACAUACUAGUGCCGACAAUUUUUUACCGGAUGUUUGAAAAAUAACUUGGUUCACACACAUAUAUGUAUAUAUACGUGUAAAAUAUGUUUAUAAUACACUACAUUUUAUAUACAAUGUAAA
This is a messenger RNA of Mytilus californianus (California mussel), 800 nucleotides long. RefSeq lists its product as uncharacterized. NCBI's taxonomy places the organism in Eukaryota, Metazoa, Mollusca, Bivalvia, Mytilida, Mytilidae. The transcript has 2 exons. The record is from RefSeq and is a predicted model, not a curated record. The coding region runs from base 177 to 500 and encodes 107 amino acids.